Drosophila rhopaloa is the source of this 1111-nucleotide messenger RNA. It is a transcript of the gene beta4GalT7, whose product is annotated as beta-1,4-galactosyltransferase 7. The coding region runs from base 125 to 1090 and encodes 321 amino acids. The record is from RefSeq and is a predicted model, not a curated record. The transcript is spliced from 3 exons. NCBI's taxonomy places the organism in Eukaryota, Metazoa, Arthropoda, Insecta, Diptera, Drosophilidae. Gene Ontology annotation, molecular function: xylosylprotein 4-beta-galactosyltransferase activity. Gene Ontology annotation, biological process: proteoglycan biosynthetic process; carbohydrate metabolic process.
GUAUUUUCUAUCAGUCCAGCGGCGUUCACACUUCUAGCCGGCUGCCAAAUAGUGUUUAAUAUUUUCCGCUUAUGGCCUCAAUCCGAUUAAACCCCUGGACUUCUCUAUAUAUAAGCUCCUCCAAAUGGUGAAUAUAUCCACCAUAAACUGGCUCUUUGUCUGCGGCCUGUCCUUCUGCCUGGGCGGAAUUGCGGUGCUCAGUUUCAUGCCCCUGGGAUCCGACUGCGUCUGCCCGCUGUCUAAUCCGCUGACCAGGCUGACGGGCGUCGGAGGAGCAGGUGCGGGGCAAAAGGAACCACUGGCGGAGAAGUUCCAGCAGCCGCAUGACCACGGUGCAUCCGCUCACAAGAUGGCCCUGCUGGUGCCAUUCCGGGACCGUUUCGAGGAGCUCCUCCAGUUCGUGCCCCACAUGACCUCCUUCCUGAGGCGCCAGGGCGUGGCGCAUCACAUCUUCGUGCUAAACCAGGUGGACAGGUUCCGCUUCAAUCGCGCCUCCCUCAUCAACGUGGGCUUUCAGUUUGCCAGCGAUGUUUACGACUAUAUAGCCAUGCACGACGUGGAUCUGCUCCCCUUGAACGACAAUCUGAGGUACGAGUAUCCCAGCAGUCUCGGCCCGCUCCACAUCGCCGGACCCAAGUUGCAUCCCAAGUACCACUACGAUAACUUCGUGGGCGGUAUCUUGCUGGUGCGCCGGGAGCACUUUCAGCAGAUGAACGGCAUGUCCAACCAGUACUGGGGCUGGGGACUGGAGGACGAUGAGUUCUUUGUGCGGAUCCGGGAUGCAGGACUGCAGGUGACGCGGCCACAGAACAUUAAGACUGGCACUAAUGAUACAUUUAGCCAUAUCCACAACCGCUAUCAUCGCAAGCGGGACACCCAGAAGUGCUUCAACCAGAAGGAGAUGACCCGCAAGCGGGACCACAAGACGGGCCUGGACAACGUCAAGUACAAAAUACUCAAGGUGCACGAGAUGAUCAUUGACCAGGUGUCGGUGACCAUCCUCAACAUUUUGCUCGAUUGUGAUGUUAAUAAAACGCCGUGGUGCGACUGCUCCGGAACGGCAGCAGUGGCCUCGGCGGUACAAACCUGAAGAUGGGUUGUGUUUAACCAA